Messenger RNA from Temnothorax curvispinosus, 5245 nucleotides. RefSeq names its product arginine/serine-rich protein PNISR-like. The record is from RefSeq and is a predicted model, not a curated record. Gene Ontology annotation, molecular function: RNA binding. Gene Ontology annotation, cellular component: presynaptic active zone; nuclear speck. Lineage: Eukaryota; Metazoa; Arthropoda; Insecta; Hymenoptera; Formicidae. The coding region runs from base 736 to 3153 and encodes 805 amino acids. The transcript has 11 exons.
AAUUAUCGAAGAAUGAAGGAAAAUUACAAAGCAAAUCGAACACUAAUUGCGAACGGGACUUGAGAGACGGUGUUUCUUUUUAUUGGGCGCGUUCGAUGUCCGAAUUGUCCGAUUAGUCCGAUUCACUUUGGCGGCACUGUCGAGUGACAAGUGACAACUUCGGCACUCGGCGACCGGGAGAGGUGCUUCGUUGGCGCUGCGGGACGCGGCAAGAUGCUUGAUACUUCUCCGGCGGAGUGUCCUCGGGUGCGUUGCGGAAUGUCGCCUGGAUCCCGGGAUCGCGUUCCGUAAAGUCGGCCGAGAUCCCGGGACUUCCUCAUCGUCGUCCUUAGGCGAUAUAUGUCGCUCGCGGCGAGCGGACGCAUAUCCGGACAGUAACGACGACGGUGUUCGUGAAUUUUCCGGGCACACGGUAUAGUGGUGCACCGGCUGACCUUUCGCGCUGUAGCUGUAGAAGUGUAGAGACGCACAUUCGGAGUAUUCGGACAUUCGGACAGGAUUCUGUCAAGCCUGUCGAGACACUCGAGACAUCGUCGGCGAGAAAAAGAGAGAGCGAGCGAGCGGAAAAGAGAAGUCGGGGCGAGGACGCCGUCUUCCCCUUUCGCGCGGCGCGUUUCGUUUUCGGAGCUCGCUUCGCAAGUGGCGUCAAGGCAAGGGUUCGAGUCGGACUAUGGUUUUCGCUGUGGUAGGUUAAGGCUCAAUCUGGCUUGGAAUCCUGACCGCGCGCCUCCGCAGAUGAAGAUGAGCGGGGAAAUGUUCGAGGAGAAGGACUAUCCGACUCAGUGGGCGCUCAAUCCCUCGGCUUAUCAGAACAUGAGUAACGAUCAAGUGGAUUGGGCGGCUCUGGCACAGCAGUGGAUAAAGAUGAAGGAGACCGUGGUCCCCCCGGCUCCACCGCCACCCAACAUAAAUCCCAUAUGUUCUGCGAAUGAUGGUAGCGGCGAGGCACCGAUGGACAUGGAUACCAAGGACGACGACAUGCCUCCUGCACCACCUGCGCCAAACAUCAGUGGAUCUGAAGCCUGGACUCAAUGGAACCAAUGGGGUCACUGGAACACCUCGACAUCCGGAACCGGCAAUUGGGAAUGGAGCGGGGUACCUCCGCCGGGAGUUACCGUAGAUCCCGAUGGCAAGCCGAUCGGACUUCCGGCUGUACCGGUCAUACCACCUGCACCAACGAUAUCGACCACUACUGAUUUCAACACACCUCCUCCCGCGCCGUCGCUGUACUCGUACAACUCGGUGCCAUCCGGACAACCGUUUAAUCAGGUUACUAACUAUUGGUCCGGUGAGCCGCCUAAUGCAGUAUCGCCACAGCCGCUUCCUUUCAUGAAGGGUAUCAGGCAUGCGAGUAGAGGACCUCACAUGAGGGUGAUGGAUCCCGUUCGAUGUCGAGAUGACAGAGAAAAGACACCACCGGAAGAGGAUACCACUACGACUAUAGAUGCCGCAAAACGGAGACAGUUACCGGCGUGGAUCCGCGAAGGAUUGGAGAAGAUGGAAAAGGAGAAGCAGAAAGCUAUGGAGAGAGAAAGGUUAGAGAUACUGAGAAAGCAGGAGUUAGAAGCUCGCAAGCAGGCGGAAGACGAGGCGCGCGCGGUGCUCAAUCCCAGCAAGAGUAAAUUUGAUUCAGACUCGGAGAAGGAAACUGAGCAGGAUCUCGACGCGGGUAACGCACGCGGACAGCAGUCUGCGGAAAAGAGCUACGAUCGCACUCCGGAUAUCGUUGUACGGCCGCGAAGAUCGCGAUUCAGGGACGCCGAUUCGCCCGAGUCUCAUACGGGCCCCGAUGAGAGCCCGACUGCUCUCUCUGCGGCUAGUACGGUCCCGAUCGUGCAAAAGCGGUCUCGGGAGGAAAUUUUACAGGAUGUGAUGUUGAAAGUAAGGAGAUCGUUGACGGAGAUACUUCUAGAAGUGACGAACGAAGAGAUUGGCGCGGUAUGCAGGGAGGUUUGGAGCCGCGCACGUGCCAAAGUCCCUGCAGGAGAGAUCCCCGUCGCAUCCCUCAACAUGGCCCCUCUUGCUCAGAUCACUCACAAAUCACUCGGUCUGAGCAUCUAUAACGACAGUAACAGCGAGUCCGAGGAGGAGCAGAGCGAGCACGCGCAGAUACAAAACGACGACAGCGAUGAGGAAUUGAAGGAAACGCUGAGACGACGACAGCAGGCGUUCCGCAAGACGGAGGAGGAAAUCGAGGCGCGGCUCGCUGAGGAAGAGGAGGAGGAGCAACGCGGCGAGGAACAGUACAGUAAUAAGCAACAGGAAAAUCAUACCGGUAAUACUAGCUGCCGGGAGACAGUUGAUGAAAAAGAAACGGUAGAUAAUCAAAGAGAAGCGUCCGAAACUUUGUCGAGCGGCGGUCAAAGUCCAACGGCGGCGCCGCAGAACGCGCCGGCGGCCGACGGCCAGCAACCGAAGGCGAGCAGCACCGUGUCAGGUUCCCCCGAUUCCGAGUCGAGCAGCAGCGAGUCUACGAGCAGCUUGUCCGAGACGAGCCGCGAGUCCGCAUCCAAGAAGCACGAGAAAACGCGCUCGGGCAAGCAGCAGUCGCAGCAGCGCGAGCAGCAACAGCAGCGCGAGCAGCGUUACACCCGGCGACGGAAGUCGAAGAGCAGGAGCAAAUCGCGGAGUGGCAGACGGUCCACCAGGUCGUCGCGUUCGUCCGAACGUGGUGGCGGCCACCACAAACGGCGGUCGCGCUCGAAAUCGGCGAAGUCGCGCAAGGAUUAUCGCUCGCGGUCUUCGCGGUCCUCCAGCGAUCAUAGAUCAAGCAGAAAGCGUCGUUCGCAGUCGCGCGAUCGGAAGCGCGCGAGAUCGCGUUCGCGUAGCUAUCGACGCUCCAGAUCGACCACGUCUACCGAUAGGAAGUGGUCCUCGCGAUCGCGCUCCCGCAGAUGGAAAUCUCGCUCGCAUUCCAGAGAGAGGCGGCGGAGCAGCCGGUCGCGCAGCAAGUCGUCGCGAGUAGCGAAACGCGGAAGAUCGCGCUCGAGAUCGCGCAGCCGUUCGAGAGACCACAGACGAUCGAGGUCCUACGUUUCUGGGAGGAGCCAACGGCGGAACAGUCGGUCCAGGUCGCGGGAUCGAAGUAGAAAAUCACGAUCCAAGUCGAGCCAUCGCGAUGGUAAGAAGUCGUCACAUCGAUACAGGAAUUGAGGUCAGGACCUGCUCCUAGCCCAAGGUUGUAUAUUUAUUCUGAUUGUAACUUUAACAGAAAAAUACGGGAAAAGCAGUGAUACAUUAUUUUUGACAAGCUUGCCGCUUGUUAUGUAGACUAACAAGAUUUUUUUUUUGUUAUAUUGUCGCGCAUUUGGCUCUCAUUUAUUGCAGCGUUUAUGUAAUAUCUUUUGACAUCUGGUGCAGUAAUUAAGAUUGUACAUUAUACAUAAAUUAUGGCGCUUCAGUAUGGUGCAGAAGUCUGUGGUACUUGGCAAGGAACUUUUGCUUUCUAUCUGUUCCUUGUUAUUUGAAUAUUAUUUUCUUAACUGCAUGCGCGCGCGAAAUAAUUACAGAUCGACGAAUAUAUAUUUUCGUUUCUUCAUUAUAUAGUUUUUUAUCAAUCGAAGUUUAUAUUGUGAUAGUAAAACUAUUCAUAAAGAAUAUAAUUUGUUAUUAUGAAAGAACAGUGAAAUUUUUGCUCAAUCUUUUUUUGAGGGUAAUAGCAAUUUAUAUGCAAUAAAGUUACUUGAUCACUUCGUAGAGUUUGUAUAGAUAUGUUAUGAUACAGAUUCAUUAUUAGAUUUAGUUGUAAGAAAUAAAAGUGUAUUAAAUUCAUGAUUUAUGAUUAUCACGAUUUACGAUUUAUCGAGACGCACUCAAGAUUAACAAGCAUUAAUUUGGCAUUCCUAUCUAUUGAGCGUCUUUAGAAUGAACGAUUUUCCUCAGAAAACAUUUUUUUCAAGUAGACAUUUUAUUAUCAAUGUAAUAUAAAAUUUCUAGAUUUUCUUCAAUCUAAUCUAUAUAUUCCACUAAUUUUUAAUAUUUAAGAUUUUCCUAUUCGUUUUAAAAUUACGUUUAUCGAUAUUGCAUAUCUCCAAGUAACUAUUAACUAGUCACAUGCGUUUUUACGCAUAAUAAUUUUAUGUAAUUCGUACGUGACAAGAUAACACAAAUGAUAGGCAGUUAUUAUCUCAUUUUUUUGCGAAAAAAUGAAUUACUAACCGCUUUCUGAGAGAAUCAUUAGGAUAAAUCUUGCAGUGAAAUAAGUAAAGAACAGCAUAAUUCAAAUCCAUAAUCCUUUUGUCAGAACAUUUAAAAAGUAUAUAUCAUUCACAAAAUGUAAUUACUAAUAAAAAAAACUAUCGUUUAUUUUUUCGUAAAGUGCAAUUAUUCCAUGCGAAAAUAUAGCAAAUUAAAACGAGUCUAGGAUUUUUAUUUUCCAACCAUCUUUUUAGAUAUCAGAAUUAUAAGACUCUCGCAAUUUGAUAAAAACGCGCGCAUCUUUAUAUAGUGAAGACUAAUAAAUAUUGUCGAUAGUAUUCAGACGCGGAUUCUUAUUUAUCGGGGGUGAAUAAUAAACUCGCACACUUCGUCAUUUUUGGGAUAAUUUUGCCCAAAAAAAAAAAGAAAUAUCGCUGUAAUAAAUCUUAUUCAACAUAUUGAUACAAAUAAAAAUUUUGAUAGAAAUUACUUUGCAGUAAUAUCUUUUCUCUAUUUUGUACAAAAUUAUUCCAAGCAAGAUCAUGUGUGCAAAUUUUUUUUAUUUAUGUAUCAAAAUUAUCAUAUUGUCUAAUGUUAAAUUAUACACGUACAAAUAAGCGUUGCAAUUAUAUAAUCAAAAGGCACUUCAAUAACGUAUGAUUCGUAUACGAGUGAAACGGUAAAUACAUUUUAAUUUUAAUGAGAAAAAGGAAUGCUUUGUGUGAACUUGAUAAAGAGCAUUAUUCGACCUAAUUCGAAGUAACUGAUCGAUAAUUUUGUAGAUUGAAUCCGCGCCGGGUUAUCGACACGAGUCCUAGAAAUUUUAUUUUGUUUCAGCAUCUUCCACUGGCUUCCGCUCGGCUUCAACGUUUCACUAUGAUUCAAUUCGUCAACAUACACAGCAUUGUGGUACAGUUACAGUUUUUGAACAUGCAUCACGUUCAAUCUCUUCUCUCAGAUAGUGUAUAAAAAAGUCGUAACAAUACAUAAUAAUAAAUAGUAAUACUUAAUGGCUAUGUGUUAUAGAUGCGUCUAAUAUUAAUCGCUCUAAUGUACAAAAGUCUAUCUUUCUUUUCUAAAAAAAAAAAAAAAAAAAAAACAAGGCACA